CUGCUGGGGGCGGUGAGGGCGGAAAAGGGGGCGGGGCCAGCGAAGGCGGGGCUGACGGCGCUCUGCAGGGCGCUAAGCCCCGCCCCCAGCCCCCAGCUGCUGCACGCCAUUGGCUGCCUGAUGGCUGACGUCAUCAACGGCAAGAUCCGCUGCCUGCAGGACAACGAUGGCGGUGAUGAUGAUGAUGAUGAGGUGGAGGCGGCGGCGGAGCUGAGGGAGCUGGCAGGGGAGGGGCUGGCGGCGGUGGGCGGGGCUUCGCCGGGAGGCGGGGCUUUGAGCGACGCCUUCCGCCAAGCCCUGCCAACCCUAUUGGGCUGCCUGAGCGGCGACGUGGCGCAGCGCUCGUGGGCGGCAGCCAUCUUGGGCGAGGCGGGCGUUCACCUGGAAGGGGGCGUGGCCCGGGAGCUCCUCCCUCUGAUUGGCCCCGCCCUCGCACAAAGCUCCGCCCACGACCCGGACCCGGAAGUGCGCAGCAACGCCCUCUGCAGCAUCGGGCGCUUGGCUGCCAAUGGCGUCGCGUUGGGGGCGGCGUGGCCGGGCUUGGCUGCCAUUGGCCGGGCGCUGCGGGAGGAGGGGCCGGGCAGGGGGCAGGACAACGCCUGCGGGGCUUUGGUCCGCCACAAGGGGGCGCUGCCGGAUGCGGAACUGCUGGCUCUGCUGCUCCCGGCGCUGCCGCUGACGGAGGAUUUUGAGGAGAAUUCCGCCGUUUUUGGGUAUCUGCUGCAGCUGCAGCUCCAACAGCUCCGCCCCCACGCCGAGGAAAUGCCGCGGGUUUGCAGCGCCAUCGGGAUGGGGAGAAUGGAGAGAGAUCUGGAGGCUGCGGUCGUGGGGCUGCUGCAGGAGCUGUGGAGGAGCUGCCCCAUAGAUGUGGGGCGGGGAAUGGAGCGGCUGCCCCAUAGCGACCGAGAGAGGCUGCAGAGGGCGCUGGGAUUGGACGACGCGGCAGCCAUGACGCCAACGACUGACCAAUAAAAGAACGAGGCUGUG
Messenger RNA from Meleagris gallopavo (turkey), 987 nucleotides. Lineage: Eukaryota; Metazoa; Chordata; Aves; Galliformes; Phasianidae. The record is from RefSeq and is a predicted model, not a curated record.